Molecule: messenger RNA, 1548 nt
Organism: Penicillium samsonianum
Lineage: Eukaryota; Fungi; Ascomycota; Eurotiomycetes; Eurotiales; Aspergillaceae
Exons: 4
Coding region: 1-1548 (515 amino acids)
Molecular function (GO): FAD binding
Source: RefSeq, a predicted model, not a curated record
AUGGCCAAGAUUACCUCGAUAAUAGGGGUCCUUAUGGGUGUGUUGGCCACGGCCACUGCAACCUCCAUCCCAAGUCAAUCUUCAACUGCUGCUGCUCUCUCCUCGCUGGGUGUUUCUCUCCCAGCUGGUAAUAUUCUCGUCGGAAAUGCUGGUUACACCUGUAGUCUCUUAAAUCGCGUCUUUUCCAAGAACGAGACAUUUACAGUGACCUCGCCCUAUUAUGAUGUUUUCAUCGAUGAAGCCUGGUCGCAGAAUUGCCGAUUGAAUGCGUCCUGCAUUGUGACGCCUGAUUCUGCCCAAGAUGUCUCGCUCCUGUUACAGAUCCUCAGCAUUCUGGAGACUAAAUUCGCCAUUCGCUCCGGUGGACACAACACCAACCCGGGAUUCAGUUCAAUCGAUCGCAAUGGAGUGUUGAUCGCUCUGGAGAAGUUGGACACCAUCUCCAUAAGCCCUGAUCGUGGAACUGUUACUGUCGGGCCUGGUAAUAAGUGGGAGUCUGUAUACAACUACCUCCAACCGUAUAAUGUCACAGCUUUGGGUGGUCGUGAAGUGGUUGUAGGCGUCGGCGGGUUUAUUCUGGGUGGCGGUCUCAGCACCUUCUACAACACCCAUGGUUUGGCAAUUGACAGCGUCACUCGAUUCCAGGUGGUACUUCCCAAUGGCAAUAUUGUCAAUGCCACCCAAACCGAGCAUGCCGAUCUAUACAAGGGCCUGAAGGGAGGUCUGAACAACUUCGGCAUCGUGACUGAAUAUGACCUCACCACCAACACCGGCACAAAUAUCUACUAUGAGAUAAACACCUACACUGUUGCCAACACACCCGCUGUGCUUGCGGCCUACGCGACGUAUCUUUUGGAUGCCGACAUCAACAGCAAUGUGGAGAUCCAGAUCAACCCCGGCUACACUUUGGUCUUCUACGGAUAUCUUGGCCAUGUAUCCACACCCGCAGCCUUUGAUCCAUUCUCUGGUAUACCCGUAGCCUCGACAUUGUACCCACCAACAAACGGCUCGCUCAGUGAGCUUCUUCUCACGAUUGGCGGUGCCGGACUGACUUCCGAGGGCGUAUCAUACAGUGGUACCUUCACGUUCAAGGUGACAGGGCCAACAUUCCUGCAAGAUACCUACUCGGCCUAUCUCAAGGCCGCCGCCUCUCUGCCGUCGGGUGCAGUACUCUCUUACGUGCCUCAAGGUGUGAUUCCGAACCUAGUGACUCGGGGAAAGUCGCAGAACGGAGGAAAUCUGCUAGGUUUGGAUGCCACACCUCAAAUCUGGGUGGACAUCUUCGCUCAAUUCCCAGCAACACUCAGCCAAUCUGUGGUAACGGGCACUGUGGACUCAUUGCUGUCCAAUCUCGCCUCCAGCGCAAAGUCACAGGGUCUUUUCCUCCCCUACAUCUUCGUCAACGACGCGGGUCCCAACCAGAAGCCGCUACAAUCGUUCGGGGAAAAUAAUAUCAAGUAUAUUGACACUGUGGCGAAAAGGUAUGACCCGAAGAGAAUCAUGCAGAAGCUGCAGAAUCAAGCAUACUUUGUUUCGAAGGAGUUGUAA